Corticium candelabrum is the source of this 2040-nucleotide messenger RNA. RefSeq lists its product as uncharacterized. NCBI's taxonomy places the organism in Eukaryota, Metazoa, Porifera, Homoscleromorpha, Homosclerophorida, Plakinidae. The record is from RefSeq and is a predicted model, not a curated record. The transcript has 4 exons. Bases 780 to 1976 code for a protein of 398 amino acids.
UCCAAAAAAGUGCAUGAGCUGUAUGUAACACAAGUAGUGUGUGAUAUAUAAUUUACUGAUUUUUGAUAUUCCGCCAAUAGUUCCCAAUGUCAUAACAAUUAUUUCAUGAACGGUUUUUGACAGCCUAUGGCAAGUGCAAAGGACAUCAUUGAUGACUUUACAGAAGAGAAAGUCACUCUUGGCAAUCUCAUUAAUGAAGUAUCAGAAUUUCUAUACGACGAAAUGCUGUCUUUACCAGUUUUGAAGAAAUUGGGGAUACGUCAAACUAGUUUCUGGAUGAAGAAGGCUGAUUUUGAUAAAGUCAAAGAAAAUUUAGAACGACAACCUAUGUUGUUGGUCGCAGGAAGCACAUCCUCUGGAAAGAGCACAUUUGUCAAUGCUCUCCUGGGGCAACAAGUUCUGCCAACAUCCUACAAUGCAGCAACUUCUACACUUUGCGAAGUCAAAUAUGGAGAUUGCAAAAUUGCCAAAGUGCAUUUUUCAAAAGAAGGACUGACUACAAAAGAAUAUGAUCUCACGGACUGUGACCAGACUAAAGAGCUAUGGCGGUUUCUCAUCGUGGGGUACCUGACCAAGCUACAGCAUGUUCUAAAGCAGAGAUCUUCUGGCCUUUUGAAUUCUUAAAGGUAAAAAGUGACAUCAUAUAUUCAUUGAUGUUACAAAAUGAUUGUAAAACUGUUGUAUGUUGUCACUUUCACUAUUUUUGCCAUAAGAUAUGCAGUAUGUUGAGCGAACGUUUCAAAUGAGAACUUACCAAGUGGCUACUUGUAGUGACAUUAAUGACCUUGGCGACUUUGGUGAAUGAUAUUCAUGAAUGUUACAGUUGUGCAUUGAUUGACAGUCCUGGAGUAACAGAGUCAGAAGGUACCGACAAUGCUGCUCGACUGAUUACUGAAGAGUGUCAACAAAGUCAAGCGUGUGGGUACAUUUAUAUACUGGAUGCAAGUCAACUUGCUGAAGAAGCUGCACAGGCCGGUGGUUUACUCAUGGCAAUAAUUAAAAGCAUGAAGGUUCGUCCUGUGCCUGGAUCAGCUCUAUUCGUGGCAAAUAAGUGGGACAAGCUUCAGGAAGAGGAAGAGAUUAGAAAAGGAGCUAUUAAAAAAUACCUCGACAUUGUGGAAGAGCGUUUGUCUAAGCGAUGGAGAGGAUUUGAUCGUCGUCAGCAGCUGGUGACAUUGAAUGCUAGAAUAGCAGCCAGAGUUCAAGAACUAGAAGAGACCACUGAAGACAUGAAAGGAGCAUGUGACAAGAUGCUAUGUAUGUUGUCUAAAGGAAUGGUCAACAUGCUGAGAAAGACAUCACAGAAUGUAUACAAUUUGUUGGCAGAGUUGGAGCGAAUAGUUGAGAACUACUUGCGGUGUUCCAAAAUGGAUCAAAGUAGCAGAUCCAAGAAGAUCAAAAGUGACAAAGAAUGCUUAGAAGAGUUAGCAAGAGUCACUAGUAAUGAGGCGAUUAAAGGGGAAAUAAGAGACAAAGUUGAAGGUCUUAUUCCCCGACUCCACGAACAUGUUUCAAAAUUACAACACGAGAAAGCAUGGAAUUCUAUCACUGAUGUUACCCAGAAAAAUCAGCAAGAAAUUGGCUCUGCAUCAUCUCAUCUUUUGGCAGAACGGGUGAAAUCUAUUUAUCUCAAGAUCAUAUGUGACUAUGAAGGUUACAAAGAAAUCUGUAGGUGGGCACAAUGUGAACUUGCUGACAAAGUAGAACCUGCUGUAGUCAAUUUUAAUAUGCUGAAGAGUGACAUCGGUGGUUCUGAUACUGCAGAUGCUAUGCAGCUGCUGUCCAAGCUUCGUCUAGAAUGUGAUGAUGACGUUUGCAGAACCAAUGUGUUGCCCAGUUUAAAAGAUCAGGAAUACUUUUGUUUAGAUGCUGCUGAAUUACAACAGCAACAAUUUAGCAAUCUUUUUGAAAAGCUUCACAGAAAUGUAGUGGCCAAAGAUUGUAAACUCCUCAAAGACUUGUCAAUGCAUUGUUGAAUGGAACGAGUCCACAAGUCAAGUAAUUCAAAAGAACCUUCCCAAUCGAUUAGAUGAUUUAAAA